AGUAAAGUUCAGCCGCGCCGCAUUAUUCCGGCAUUAAAUUGUAUAUGUAUAGCAGUUUAUAUAUCUAAGAAACAAGCAGAAUGUUCGUUGUACGUCGUAGCGCAUCCCGUCUGUACCCCGCUGGAGUCCAGCUGGCCAAGAUGAGCGGCAGCCAGGUCGGCGACCUUGGCAGUGGCGCUGGCAAGGGAGGCGGUGGUGGUGGCUCCAUCCGCGAGGCCGGUGGCGCCUUCGGCAAGCUGGAGGCAGCCCGCGAGGAGGAGUACUUCUACAAGAAGCAAAGGGAGCAGCUCGAUCGCCUGAAGAACGACCAAAUCCACCAGGCUGAGUUCCACCAUCAGCAAAUCAAGGAGCACGAGGAGGCCAUCCAGCGCCACAAGGAGUUCCUCAACAACCUGCACAAGUGAGCGCUGAUCCACCAGGAGAAAGUGACCACACAGAUGUGUUAACUUGAGACAUUUACUUAAAUGCAUUUCACUCGCUUUUGUAUUUCCCCAAGUGCACUCCGAACACUACUACCAAUAACUCAAAAAAUGUUAAAUGUAUUUGAAAACCGCAUCAAUAAAACACCCAUAUUUUGAAGGCUUUAAAGUGAA
Molecule: messenger RNA, 593 nt
Organism: Drosophila eugracilis
Lineage: Eukaryota; Metazoa; Arthropoda; Insecta; Diptera; Drosophilidae
Product: ATPase inhibitor A, mitochondrial
Exons: 4
Coding region: 81-404 (107 amino acids)
Biological process (GO): negative regulation of ATP-dependent activity
Cellular component (GO): mitochondrion
Molecular function (GO): ATPase inhibitor activity
Source: RefSeq, a predicted model, not a curated record